This is a messenger RNA of Capsella rubella, 1987 nucleotides long. RefSeq lists its product as uncharacterized. The coding region runs from base 84 to 1331 and encodes 415 amino acids. NCBI's taxonomy places the organism in Eukaryota, Viridiplantae, Streptophyta, Magnoliopsida, Brassicales, Brassicaceae. Gene Ontology annotation, cellular component: peroxisome. The transcript is spliced from 12 exons. The record is from RefSeq and is a predicted model, not a curated record. Gene Ontology annotation, biological process: regulation of gene expression.
GGUUUCCUCCGUCAGGAAUUUCGAAACCCUAACCGUCGUAGUCGAUUUCGAGAUCCAACUUAUUUCACAGGGUCGUCUCGUGAAUGAUGGAUCAUGCUACGGAGGAGGAGGCUAGGGCUGCAACAACGGUCUUUUGGGACAUCAUGAAGUGUCCGGUUCCCGAUGGCUUAAAUCCUGGUCUGGUCCUUCCGUGUAUUAGGCGGUUUUUGGAUAGGAAUGGCUACCGUGGUCCUCUCACCGUCACUGCCUUUGGCAAACUAUCCGACGUACCUACUGAGAUCCUGAGACAAGUCUAUUCCAGUGGAAUCUCUCUUUCCAUCGUCACCCCCUGUCACUUAGACAUUUCAGACCUCGUAGAUACAAAUCCAACUCCAGCUAAUUUUAUGGCCAUAUCUGCCAAAGACGCCUACCCUGGUUUUUUUAGGGUUCUAAAAAUGUUUGGCUAUAACCCUCUCGAGCCGUUUCCAUUUUAUUCUUUUGACAGCUUAGAUUUAAACGCACUUGAGGAGAAAACAGGGGAAUCUGCCUUGUGGGAUUGCUUUGUAUGCGCCCGUGAUCCUCCUCAACAAAGCUUUGAUAAUCUCAUCGCUCAUCUAUCUUGUGAAGAACAUCUUCGAAACUUUCAUCGCUCCAUGGAAAUGGAGGCUAGGAAUACUGCGCCUCCUCUUCCAGUUGACACUGUCAAGGUGAAUUCGCCUGUCAAAAAAAGUCUGAAGCUGACAAACGUUCUACCACCUGAUAAUAGACUAUGCUGGGAGGAUGUAAAGAGGACUCAUGACACAAUUGUCGUUUGGGACAUCAAUACGUGUCCAGUUCCCCCUGGUUUUGAUGCUAGGAUGGUCAGUCUGCACAUCAGACAUUUCUUGUUUAAAAAAGGCUACUUUGGUCAUGUCAAAAUCAUUGCCAUUGGCGUUCUAACAGACGUUCCUGAAGACAUUCUGGGAAAAGUCUAUAUCACUGGAAUCGGUCUUCAUAAUGUCCCAUACGGUCCCUCAGACACUGUGGAGUUCGUUUCUGAGCUUUUCAAUAAUAGUGGUCCUCUACUUAACGUAAUGGUCAUAUCCAAUGCCAAAAUCUUUGCUUAUCCUGCAACCUAUCUACCAGGGAGAUGCAACCUUGUGCAGCAUUUUCCCUAUGAUUCUCUUCAAUGGUUUUUUCGGCCAGACUCAGGGGCACUUGAGGAGGCUCAGAGCAGUCCACCUGGUGAACUUGCCAGUUUCUUCUGCUCAGUAUGCAAUUAUCGUAGUGCUCCUAAUACAGACUUUCUUUGUAUCACCAAGCAUCUCUCUGGUACAUACCAUCAACCGAAGGUAAGCAACUCCAAUGCUUAAGCUCACCUCUAACUGAGCCUCAUGAGAAAGACUUCGGAGCUGUAACAUCGGUCUUUUGGGACAUCAAGAAGUGUCCGGUUCCACCUGGCUGUGUUCCUCGUCGGGUCGGUCCGUGUAUUAAACAGUUUUUGGAGAAUGAAGGCUACUAUGGUCCUCUCACCAUCACUGCCAUUGGCGUACUAACAGAUGUACCUAGUAACAUCCUUAAAGAAGUCUAUUCCACUGGAAUAGACCUUAAUCUCAUAGCCUCUGGGUUUUAAGCCACUUUGGAUCGCUUUAUCUGUGAGUUUAGUGUUAAGAAUCCACCUCCAGCUAAUAUAAUGGUCAUAUCCGACGCAAUGUCCUUUGCUUCUGUUCAUGCUUUCCGGUUAGAAAUGAUGGGAUACAACAUUCUUCUGCCGGUUCCAUCUCAUUCUUUUGAAGGCUUUUUCCGGGCAGAUUCGGGAGCACUUGAGGAGGAUAAGUGCAGUGAAACGAGUGAAUCUGCCUUCUGGAUUUGCUCGGUAUGCUCCGACAAUCAUCAUGGCCAAGGGUUUGAAAAUUUUACCACUCAUGUUACUAGUUGGCCACACAAGCGGAAGUUGUUGGACUGGUUGCUGCGAAAGCUCGGUUUCUUCUAAGGGAGUGUGGUCCAAACCGUGGUAUCCAAGGCAAGC